CACAGAGCUCGCUCCGCCAGCAAUCCUGCUAGCUCUCCCGCUCCAGGCCCCGCCGCCCCGACCGUCUGAGCUGAGCCCCAUGGCCCGCGCCGCCACCGCCACCGCCACCGCCACCGCCACCGCCUCCUGCGCUCCCCGGCUCCUCCGGGCUGCGCUGCUGCUCCUGCUCCUGGUCGCCGCCACCCGGCACGCGGCAGGGGCCCCCGUGGUCAGUGAACUGCGCUGCCAGUGCUUGCAGACCGUGCAGGGGAUUCACCAAAAGAACAUCCAGAGCGUGAAGGUGACGCCGGCGGGCUCCCACUGCGCCCAAACCGAAGUCAUAGCCACUCUCAAAAAUGGACAGAAAGCUUGCCUCAACCCCGCAGCCCCCAUGGUUAAGAAAAUGAUCGAUAGGAUGCUAAACAAAGGCAGCACCAACUGACCUUGAGAGAAGAAAGAAGCUCUUUGGUGGCGAUUCCUGAAAAGUGGUCCCUGCCCUUAUUGGCACUGAAAACGAAGAAGAGAACAAUUGUCUUAUGGCAACACUUAGAAAGGGUUUAGUGUGUUUGACUAUUUUGUGUGAGAAUUCUAUUUAUAUAUGUAUGUAUGUAUUUAUUUUUCAAAGCUUGUAUUUUAAUAUUUUAUAUGUUAGUAUUUAAAAAUGAGAAUAUGUUUAAUCAAAUAUAAUCAGUCCUGAUUGCUAUUUAAUUUGAAGAUGAUGGGUUUUAAGUGUCUCAUUAAACUGAUACAUAUCAGGAGAGCACUGAGUGCCAGGCACUGUGAUGGAGGUGGGGGGUGUGGGUUGGGAGAGGGGGCUCCAAGCAAUUAGACAGCAAGAUCACUAUUAGAGUCAGACAAAGUGUGUGCACAUCUUUUUUUGUAUUUGUUUAAAAGCAGGUCAGUUGCUAUUUAUUGAAAUUAUUUCACAUUAUGUGGUCAACAUUUUUAUGUUGAAGCUUCCCUUAGACAUUUUAUGUCUUGCUUGUAGGGCAUAAUGCCUGGUUUGAUAUUCAUUAUGCAAUGUUUCUCUAUCUUGGAACAGAGAAGUUAAAAGUGCUGUUAUAUUUUUACAAGUGACAUGAAAAUAAAAGUUUUGUAAAAAA
Equus caballus (horse) is the source of this 1082-nucleotide messenger RNA. RefSeq names its product CXCL3 (gene MIP-2BETA). The record is from RefSeq and is marked validated. Gene Ontology annotation, cellular component: extracellular region. Gene Ontology annotation, molecular function: chemokine activity. NCBI's taxonomy places the organism in Eukaryota, Metazoa, Chordata, Mammalia, Perissodactyla, Equidae. Gene Ontology annotation, biological process: immune response; chemotaxis; defense response.